This is a messenger RNA of Metarhizium robertsii ARSEF 23, 1149 nucleotides long. RefSeq names its product Calcium/calmodulin-dependent/calcium-dependent protein kinase. Gene Ontology annotation, biological process: cellular response to oxidative stress; protein phosphorylation. The record is from RefSeq and is a predicted model, not a curated record. Gene Ontology annotation, molecular function: ATP binding; calcium/calmodulin-dependent protein kinase activity. The transcript has 6 exons. Lineage: Eukaryota; Fungi; Ascomycota; Sordariomycetes; Hypocreales; Clavicipitaceae. The coding region runs from base 1 to 1149 and encodes 382 amino acids.
AUGAGUUUCGCGGGGAUGCUUAACCGGCUACACGGCCAGCCCGAGAGCUACGACAAGAAAUCCAAGUAUAAAUUUGGUCGAACUCUAGGCGCCGGCACCUACGGGGUUGUUCGCGAAGCAGACGGCCCCUCGGGCAAGGUAGCCAUCAAGAUUAUCUUGAAGAAGAAUGUCAAGGGAAAUGAGAAGAUGGUAUACGACGAGCUCGACAUGCUCCAGAGGCUAAAACACCCGCACAUCGUCAAGUUUGUUGAUUGGUUCGAGUCGCGCGACAAGUUUUACAUCGUCACUCAAUUAGCUACUGGCGGGGAGCUGUUCGACCGAAUCUGCGACCAGGGCAAGUUCACAGAGCUCGACGCUUCCCAAACCAUCAAGCAAAUCAUGACCGCUGUCGACUAUCUGCAUGAUAAUGACGUUGUCCAUAGAGAUCUUAAACCGGAAAACCUUCUCUAUGUUACACGCGAGCCGGAUUCCGAUCUUGUGCUUGCUGACUUUGGCAUCGCAAAGACCUUGGACAGCAAGGAGGAGACCUUGAAGACCAUGGCUGGAUCUUUCGGUUACGCUGCGCCUGAGGUGAUGGAGCAAAAGGGCCAUGGCAAGCCUGUAGACAUGUGGUCCAUGGGCGUCAUCACAUAUACCCUGCUUUGCGGGUACUCCCCAUUCCGCAGUGAGAACCUUCGCGAUCUACUACGCGAAUGCACUGCCGCACCAGUACCGUUUCACGAGCGCUACUGGAAGGACGUCAGUCAGGAUGCCAAAGAUUUCAUUCUGGGUCUUAUUGUUCCGGAACCCGAGAAGCGAUGGACUAGCAAGGAAGCCUUGGGCCAUAUCUGGUUGAGCGGCAAGAACGCCACCGAUCACAACUUGCUGCCCGAGCUCGAGGCCUACCGAAGAAGAGCACGCCUUCGCCGUGUCAUUGAAAUUGUCAAGCUCCAGAAUCGCAUUGCCAAGCUCAAGGAACACGAGGAGGACCCUUCCGAGUCCGAUAUGGGCGAUGCCCAAGGCGCAUCUGAUAAUCACAAGGGCGACGGCUCCAGGUUGCAUGCCCUGGGACUAUUUGCCGUUCGUGAAGCCAAACAGAAGCAAGAAAGUCUCCAAGUGGAAGAGGAAUUGGAGAAAGAGAGCAGAAGGCGCAGUUUUAGCAACGCCUAG